Microbotryum saponariae is the source of this 2184-nucleotide messenger RNA. Lineage: Eukaryota; Fungi; Basidiomycota; Microbotryomycetes; Microbotryales; Microbotryaceae. The record is from the annotation of a GenBank genome assembly.
AUGGUCAAUAUUAGCUACGAUGCCUCGGGAUCUCUGGUCUCCAUCUACGACGUGACCGCGUACGAUUCCUCUGCUGGCGCCGAGGGCGUCGCCGUUUACAACAAUGGCGACAUGUCUUGGAUUUUGACCGCAGCGGUGAGCCCUCGUUCCGUCCAGUUGAGACAAUGACCAAAAAAAUGAAUAAUGCUCUUCUUCGUGUUACAAUAGGUCCUGGUCAUGAUCAUGGCCGCUGGUAUCGGGUAUCUUUACUCGGGCCUGCUCAGACGGAAAAACGCGCUGUCAAUGCUCAUGCUUUCGAUGGUGGUCUACUCGGUCGGUGCAAUUCAGGUGAGCAACUGAUCACUUUUUAGGAUUUUAUAUCUAGCAUCUGACACUGUAGAGACCUAUAGUGGAUGUUCUGGGGCUACUCACUCGCGUUCGGCGAAGGCUCAAUGUUCAUCGGCAAUCUCAAACACUUCGGCCUCAUCAACGUCCUCGACGCUCCUUCUGUCGGCUCGUCCAAGAUCCCAGCAUUGUUGUUCUGCGCCUACCAGUCGAUGUUCAGUUCCGUGACAGGUGUUAUUGUUAUUGCGGGCUUUGCGGAGCGAGCAAGAAUUCUCCCGAUCAUGAUAUUCACCUUCAUGUGGUCCACGCUCGUCUACGACCCCGUCGCUUGCUGGACUUGGAACGCGACCGGGUGGGGCUUCCAAAAGGGCGUUCUGGACUUUGCCGGUGGAGGACCUGUGCACAUGACUUCGGGAACUGCGACAUUCGUCGUAGCGCACUACCUUGGCCGCCGACGCGGUUAUGGAACGGCCAAGCUCGCAUACCGUCCGCACUCGGUCUCGCACGUCGUUCUCGGUACCGCCUUGCUUUGGUUCGGAUGGUUCGGCUUCAACGGUGGUUCCGAGCUGGCCAUGAACUUGCGUUCCGUUCAAGCGGCCCUGAUCACUAACUUGGCGGCGGUAAGCUCUUGUUGCUUUCCUCUGGCGCGCCGCGCAUCCUAUCAUCGUCGCGUUCUUUUGGCGACCAGCCCUCCCUCUUUCCCUCUUUCCCUCUUUCCCUCUUUCCCUCGCCUCCCCGGUCCCCGUUCCUGCCCCCCACAAAGCUGGAUUGUACCCAUACCUCCCAACUCAUCCUUCACUCGCAUCUCCACCCGUACCCCUACGGACUUCGAACGCGAUCGCUGACCUCGUCUCUGUCCUCCUCAUCACGAAUUGGCUGCGCAGGCAAUGGGCGGCUUGACCUGGAUGAUGCUAGACUACUACCACACGGGCAAAUACUCUGCUGUCGCGCUCUGUUCUGGUAUCCUUGCCGGCCUCGUCGGCAUCACCCCUGCAGCCGGAUACCUCGGUGCCCCGGCCGCUCUGGCCGUCGGCUUCGUUACGGCGAUCGUGUGCAACUUUAGCACCGGAAUCAAGGUCUUGUUGGGCGUCGAUGAUGCGGUCGAUGGGUUCGCGCUCCACGGUAUUGGCGGUUUCACUGGGGCAAUCCUGACCGGUGAGUCUUUUUUCUCAGACUUCUUUCUUCCAAAUACUAACUCUAGACCCUCUUCCAUUCACAGGCUUCUUUGCCGAUUCGCGCGUCGCCGGUUUCGACGGCUACACCGUCAUCGCGGGCAAGUUCAGCCCAGCAUUCGUUCACCCGUCUUCCCAAGCUCACUCCCACUCCUCUCUUGUUCCAGGUGGUUGGAUCAACAAACAGUAUAAGCAAAUGGGGUGGCAACUCGCGAGCGCGUUGGCGAUCAUCACCUGGACCGCAGUCUUGACCUAUAUCAUCCUCUUUGCGAUCGACCACAUCCCCGGUUUACACUUCCGCGCGACGGAGGAUCAGGAGAUUUUGGGCAUUGAUGAGACCGAGGUGGGUCUCGGUUGCUGUGGAUGGGUCUUUAUCAUCGAGACAGCGGUGCUGAUUCUUCGAAUCUAUCGUGUGUCUAUCAUUCUCUCCAGUGCGGCGAAACGGGCUACGACUUUGGUACGUCUUCUUCAGACCCAAAUGCUGCCUUGUUUCGAUCCGUUCUGAUACCUCCCUUAUCCCCGAACAGUCUUCAUGCGCCGCGACCUCGAAUCGCCCGAAGACGUCGACGCGCUCAACAACGGUGCGUCGUCGACACUGAGUCGUUCCUCGUCCGGUUCCAACGCCAAGGUCCCCGCCGAGAAGGCCCCUCUCGGAGCGGCCGAGACGUUGCCGAUUCAAACGAUCUAA